This is a messenger RNA of Saprolegnia diclina VS20, 1917 nucleotides long. RefSeq names its product AMP deaminase. Bases 76 to 1830 code for a protein of 584 amino acids. NCBI's taxonomy places the organism in Eukaryota, Oomycota, Saprolegniomycetes, Saprolegniales, Saprolegniaceae. Gene Ontology annotation, cellular component: cytosol. Gene Ontology annotation, molecular function: AMP deaminase activity. Gene Ontology annotation, biological process: IMP salvage; AMP metabolic process. The transcript is spliced from 7 exons. The record is from RefSeq and is a predicted model, not a curated record.
GACGACGAGCACGACCCGGAGACCAAGGACGUGUGCCACGGCAUCCUCAAGUGCAUUGCGCUGCGCGAGAAGUACAUGGCCGCCAACGCGCUCUUGAUGCAGCCGCAUGACGAGAUUCCCGAGCCGCCACUUACGCCGGGUGGUUCGCGCCCGCAGCUGCGCCAUCGCGACGACCUGCCGUACAACAUCUUUGACAUUGCGACACCGACGGGGUCGACGCACGCGAUCCGCGUCCAGAACGGCGUCAUCGUCGUGCUCAACGACGGCGCGACGGACCCGAUCUACACGCCGCACUCGCAGGAAGAGUUUUACGACGACUGGUUCGAGGUCAAGCGCAUUGUCAACUCGGGUCCGGUCAAGACCUUUUCGUUCAAGCGGCUGCAGCUACUCGAAGCGCGCUUCAAUCUGCACACGCUUCUCAACGCAGACCGCGAGCUCGCGUCACAGAAGGCCGUGCCGCACCGCGACUUCUACAACAUCCGCAAGGUCGACACGCACAUUCACCACUCGGCGUGCAUGAACCAGAAGCAUCUGCUGCGGUUCAUCAAGUCGCGCCUUAAGAACCACCCGGGCGAGAUCGUCAUUUUCCGCGACGGGCGCUUCAUGACGCUGAGCGAGGUCUUCCACUCGCUCAACCUCACGGCGUACGACCUCUCGGUCGACACGCUCGACAUGCACGCGUCCAACACGUUCCACCGCUUUGACCGGUUCAACCUCAAGUACAACCCCGCGGGGCAGAGUCGCCUUCGCGAGAUCUUUCUCAAGACGGACAACCUCAUCGGUGGCCGCUAUUUGGCCGACAUUACGAAGGAGGUCAUGAGCGAUCUGCACGCGUCCAAGUACCAGCUCGUCGAGUGGCGGCUCUCGAUUUACGGCCGGAAGCACUCGGAGUGGGACAAGCUCGCCAAGUGGUUUUACGUCAACCGCCUCGCGUCGCCGCACGUGCGCUGGAUGAUCCAGAUCCCGCGCUUGUACUUUUUGUACAAAAAGUCGGGCGACGUUGAGAAUUUCGAGCAAAUGCUCGAAAACAUCUUCCUCCCGCUCUUUGAAGUCACGAAGGACCCGAGUUCGAACCCGGCGCUGCACUGCUUUCUCCAGGCCGUGAUUGGGUUUGACUGCGUCGACGACGAGAGCAAGACUGAGCCGAUCCGCGCCGAGAAGGGCAAGCCGCUCCCGCCGCCCGCAAACUGGACCCACGAGCACAACCCGCCGUACGACUAUUGGACGUACUACCUCUACGCCAACAUCGCGUCGCUCAACGCCUUCCGCAAGGCCAAGGGCCUCUCGACCUUUAGCUUUCGUCCGCACUGCGGCGAGGCCGGCGACCCGGACCACUUGGCGGCCGCGUUUCUCUGCGCCAACGGGAUCAACCACGGUAUCACGCUGCGCAAGACCGUGUCGCUGCAGUACCUCUACUACCUGACGCAGAUCGGGAUUGCCAUGUCGCCGCUGAGCAACAACAAGCUCUUCCUCGACUUCCAGCGCAACCCGUUCCCGCAGUACUUUGCCCGCGGCCUCAACGUGUCGCUGAGCACGGACGACCCGCUCAUGCUGCACUACACCAAGGACCCGCUUCUGGAGGAGUACAGCGUCGCGGCGCAGGUGUGGAAGCUCUCGGGCACCGACAUUUGCGAGAUCGCGCGCAACUCGGUACUGCAAUCGGGUUUCGAGCACCCGUUCAAGCAGCACUUUUUGGGCAAAAGCUACUUUGAGCCAGGCUCCAACGGCAACGACAUUCGCAUGACCAACGUGCCCGACAUGCGCCUCGACUUUCGCCACGAGACGCUCCAAAACGAGUUUCACCAGCUGCGCGAAGUCAACAACUUGUAGGCGCCACUUCGAACCCGUCCGCCGCCGACUUAGGUCUACGAUAAAACUCUGUAUUUGCGAGAAUAGACGCACGGUGCAUGCUUCCUA